Molecule: messenger RNA, 4648 nt
Organism: Mytilus californianus (California mussel)
Lineage: Eukaryota; Metazoa; Mollusca; Bivalvia; Mytilida; Mytilidae
Product: very long-chain specific acyl-CoA dehydrogenase, mitochondrial-like
Exons: 20
Coding region: 63-2012 (649 amino acids)
Molecular function (GO): fatty-acyl-CoA binding; flavin adenine dinucleotide binding; very-long-chain fatty acyl-CoA dehydrogenase activity
Source: RefSeq, a predicted model, not a curated record
CUCAAACUUCCUGUUGUAAACAAACCUGCACACGACGAAAUCUAGAUUUCUUCUGUAACAACAUGCAUAAGUCGGUCCAGAUUCUUCUAUUGUGUCAGCGAGCACUUGCAUCAAAAACGUUUGGGAUAAAUAUAAGCCCAAGGUUGUCAUCACUAAUAUCCAGAUAUAGAAGUACAGCAACAGCCACAGUAGAAGACAAUGUCACUACUGCUCAAACUGAAGUUAAGAAGAAAGCAGAAAUCAAACCUAAGGAGACCAAAUCCUUUGCAAUGAACUUAUUUCGAGGAAGGGUAAUGUCAGAUGAAGUUUUUCCAUACCCAGAAGUUUUAACAAAUGAACAAAAGGAAAUGCUGCAAGCUCUAAUAGACCCUACAGCCAAAUUUUUUGAAGAACAAAAUGAUGCUCUGAAAAAUGAUGCAUUAGAAAAAGUAGAGGACCAUGUUAUGGAAGGACUAAAGGCAUUAGGAGCAUUUGGUUUACAAGUCCCUGAAGAACUAGGUGGUGUAGGGUUAAGUAAUACACAGUAUGCCAGACUGGUAGAGAUUGUUGGCUCACAUGAUCUUGGAGUUGGGAUUACAUUAGGUGCACAUCAGUCCAUUGGAUUCAAAGGUAUAUUAUUAUUUGGUACCCCAGAACAAAAAGCUCAAUAUCUCCCAAGGCUUGCAAGUGGAGAACACAUGGCAGCCUAUUGUCUGACAGAACCUUCCAGUGGAUCUGAUGCUGCGUCAGCUAAAUGUAGGGCAGAACUGUCUCCAGAUGGAAAACAUUUUAUAUUGAAUGGUAGCAAACUUUGGAUCAGUAAUGGUGGUUUGGCAGAAAUUUUCACAGUGUUUGCUCAAACUCCAGUAAAAGACGAGAAAACAGGAGAGACCAAAGAUAAAUUGUCUGCUUUUAUUGUAGAACGAUCAUUUGGUGGUGUGUCAAAUGGUCCUCCAGAGAAGAAAAUGGGAAUAAAGGCCUCAAACACAGCAGAAGUAUAUUUUGAAGACUGUCCCAUUCCAGUAGAAAAUGUAUUGGGAGAGGUUGGAGGUGGAUUUAAGGUAGCUAUGAAUGUUCUAAAUAAUGGUAGAUUUGGUAUGGCAGCUGCUCUCUCAGGGACAAUGAAUUAUUGUAUUCAGAAAGCUAUUGAGCAUGCAUCACAGAGAACCCAGUUUAAGAAGAAGUUAUCAGACUUUGGUUCUAUUCAAGAGAAGAUUGCUAGAAUGGUUAUGGUUCAAUAUGUCACUGAGUCCAUGGCAUACAUGUUGUCAGCUAAUAUGGAUCAAGGAGCAACAGAAUUCCAGAUUGAAGCUGCCAUCAGUAAGGUGUAUGCUUCUGAAGCAGCCUGGUUUUGUGCAGAUGAAGCUGUACAGAUCCUUGGUGGAAUGGGUUAUAUGAGGGAUUGUGGAUUAGAGAGAGUUGUGAGAGAUUUGAGGAUUUUUAGAAUCUUUGAAGGAACCAAUGAAAUUCUUCGAUUGCUUGUGGCUUUGACAGGCAUGAAUCAUGCUGGAGAACAUUUACGACAACUACAGAAAGCUUUAGAAAAUCCUUUGGCAAAUGUUGGGACUUUGUUUGGUGCUGCUGGAACCAGGGCUAAAAGAAUGGCUGGUAUGAGUACAGGUCUUUCAUUAACGCAGUAUGUCCAUAAAGAUCUCACAACAUCAGCUGAUCAGACUGCUAAAGCCAUAGAAAAUUUUGGGUUUACAGUUGAAGACCUGUUAACGAAAUACAAAAAGAACAUUAUAAAUGAACAAUUUAUAUUGAACAGAGUUUCUGAUUCAGCUAUCGAUAUAUAUGCCAUGGUUUGUGUCUUGUCCAGAGCAUCAAGAUCAUUGUCCAAUGGUUUAGAAUCAGCCAAGCAUGAAAGUACUAUUUGUCACGUCUUUUGUGAUGAGGCUUCACAGAAAAUUGAGAAGAAUUUAAAACUUACACAUUCUGCUGGAUCAUUGAAGAAUUAUAAACAAUUAGCUCAGAUUUCUACAGAUGUUAUGGAAAAUAAUGGCACUAUACAGGAACAUCCUCUAGGAUUUUAAUGAAAGAGUAGCUAGGGAUUCCAAUGAACAAAUAACCUACUGGCAUUAUAAAACAUCCUAAAUAAUUAUUAGUAAAAAAACAGUGUUCUAAAAAAGUUAGGUCAGAAUGAUGUAUGCUUUGCUCUAUCAAUUGUUUAUGUUUGAAUUUUUAAAAUAAAGUAGAAAAUUAAAAAUAAAAUGUAUAUUUCUUCAUUCUUAUCAUGUAUAUUAAAAUUUAAUAAAUAUAUACAAAAUUAAAGAUAGAAAAUUGCUUUAUCAAUAAUUGAAUAUAGAUGGACAAUGUUUUUUGAACUAUUGUCACAUUUUUUCUUCUUGUUUAAUAUAAAUAAUAAUCAAUGUUUGUAAAAUGUGUUGAAAUGACCACAUGGCAUGUCAACACAUUUUUGGCACCUUUUUAAUUUAAGUUUUAUGUGAGGAUUGGAACUUUGAUGGGCAUCCACAAUGUUGUUUGUGAAAUAGAAGUUGGAAUACUGAAAGCUUAUUUUAAGGAAGAAAACCACUAAUUCAUAGUCCCUUGCUUUCUAUGUUAAAUUCUACAACUUCAAGCAUUCAUAGCUAUUUUGUCAAGUUCAAAUAAAGUGAUAGUCAUUUCAUGUCAAAAUUAUACCUUACCCUUCAUUGUGCUGAAAAAAUCAACAUCUCUUUAAUUACAUAUUAGAUUGCACUAGUUCCCAAAAGUUUGGUAGUGCAAAAACAAGUACUUUUGAUCUGAGCAACAGGGAAAAUAUGCCUUCCUAUCUGAAUUUCAUAUAUUUUUUAUUUUUCAAAAGAAACUUUAAACAACAGUUCUACAUUGAUCCCAAAUCCUUAAGCUUUCAUUUGAUACCAAAAAUAUCCAAAUAUUUUACUUAUUGACAAAGUUACAGCUAUGCAUAGGAACUAUUUUGUUUAAAAUAUGUACUAAUUUCUUGUAUGUUCUUUCAGACCGGGCCUAAUUAGUGGUUUUAUACCUAUAAGAGAGAGAUAUAAAGCAAGGGAGAAGAACAGAAUUAUUUUUACAAAGUUUAUAACACAAAUGUCUUCUGUACAAAUUGAUGGUUAUGAUUCAGAGUGUAACAUUCCUUCUUUACAUGUAACUAUAUCCAGAUUGUUAUCUGAUCUAAUUUUUCUUUAAAAGGAAUUUUCAGAAUAAAAAAAGGUUUAAAAAAAUUAGUUUUAAGGAGAAUAUUUGUCAAACCUAAAAUGGUGAUAAGGUUUUCAUCUAUGAUAAUCUUCAAAAAGUUGAAAAAACAUGAUAAAGUAUAUUUUAUAAUGACAUUUCAUCAAGUGGAAGUCAUGUACCUUCUAGAAUUGGAUCAUAAACCUGAUUUUAUCAUACAAAUGAGAUUGUGAGAGAAUAUGAUUAAUUUUCUUAUAACUAUGAAUUAUUUUUGUGAUUUGAUACCACUGUAAUGUUUAUGUAAUAUAUAUAUAUGCACCUGUGUCUUUCAAAAGGACAUUUUUUAUGCGUUUUUACAGAACUUUUGUAUAAUGUGUUAGAGUACUUUUAAAACUUGCAACAUAGUUAGUGGUAGUAAUUUUCUGAUAUCAUAUUAUUUCAUCUAAACAUUUUCACUUGUUUUUAGUUUUCAUUAUUAUAGAAAAUGACACAGUUAAACAAUAACGAACAAUAAUUAUAAAUUCAUGAUUGUCACACAAAAUGUAACUCCCUGAAUUGUAGUAAUCCUUAUUGGAAAUUAUACUGAUUUGCUGCAAUACAGAGCAAUGCUAAAAAGUAAAAAGAAAAAGAAUGUCUAACUUUUAUUUACAAACAUUUCCAUAUUUAUAAUUGAGUUUGAAUACAAGUAUGGUGGAAGUAAAAAGACCAUUAGUAAUUUAUAUUUUUAUAUAAACCAAAUAUUAUCUUAAGAUUAACAAGGAUAAAAAAAAACUGCUAAUCCCUCAAUCAUAGUUGCAGAUCUACUGCCCAUCAAGGGAAAUAACCUGCUUCAAAAAAUAAUUUUAGAUUAUAAUUCAUGUUUCAGUAAAUGAGUUUCUUGAAACGGCUAUGCAUGAAGUAAUAUGGCAGUUUACAAAUUGCUGUUUUUAAUUUGCUGAAACAAAAGCUAGAUAUAUUUCUGUGUUUAUUGAUUAAAAUUGUAUAAUGUAUGAAUCUCAGUAUGUAAAUAGAUAAAAUAUGAAAAAAAAUGCUGCAUUGGUGUUUUGUCUAUAUCUGUAGUUAAUAAGCAAUGCCUAUCAAUGCAAGUGUAAAUAUAAUUAUUUAAAUAUUGGGAAAAUGGUUUAUUUCUUAGUGUGUUUAAAUGUGAUAGAUAUAAAAAAAAAAUUGAUUCUCCUAUGGAUGUAGUAAGUAUUAUAUAUACUUAGCAAAAAUGUGUUUUUUUUUUAAAAGUUUUCUCAUCAAAGUAUAAAUAAAUCUAACAGAAAAUGUCAUCCUUAGUCAUAUUAGUACAACUGUAGUAAGGUUUAAAAUCUGCACUCAUUUUGUAUGUGACAAAUUAUUGUUUUAUUUGCUGGAGUUAGUUUAGUUAUAUGUUUUGUUUUGAUUAUACUGAAUUUUGAUUUACUUAAAAUGAACUCAGGACCAAUGAAUAAUCAUUUAGUUGUGCAAGAAAUGAAAUAUAAUUUACCUUAAAGGUAAUGAUUUCAAACAAACAUGUUACUUUUGUUCUAUCAUGAAUAAAAAAAAAUACCGGCCA